Molecule: messenger RNA, 870 nt
Organism: Colletotrichum destructivum
Lineage: Eukaryota; Fungi; Ascomycota; Sordariomycetes; Glomerellales; Glomerellaceae
Product: Putative scytalone dehydratase, NTF2-like domain superfamily
Exons: 3
Coding region: 115-687 (190 amino acids)
Biological process (GO): melanin metabolic process
Molecular function (GO): scytalone dehydratase activity
Source: RefSeq, a predicted model, not a curated record
CUUCUUGUUCGGUUAUUUCAUAUUCUGCUUCUGUACCUGGUUAUCCCAGUUCAAACCUCCUUUUUUUGUUUCCCCACCACACAUCUGAUACCUCUCCUCCCACCAUCACUCAAAAUGGCGAGCCCUGCUGGCAACAUCUCCUUCGAGGACUUCCUCGGACUCUCCACUGCCGUCUUCGAGUGGGCCGACAGCUACGACUCCAAGGACUGGGACCGCCUCCGCAAGUGCAUCGCCCCUGAGCUCCGCAUCGACUACCGCUCGUUCCUCGACAAGAUCUGGGAGGCCAUGCCCGCCGAGGAGUUCAUCUCCAUGAUCUCGGACAACUCGGUCCUCGGCAACCCGCUCCUCAAGACGCAGCACUUCAUCGGCGGCACCCGCUACGAGAAGGUCUCGGACACGGAGGUCAUCGGCCACCACCAGCUGCGCGUGCCGCACCAGAAGUACACCGACGCCUCGCGCACCGAGGUCGCCGUCAAGGGCCACGCCCACAGCUACAACAAGCACUGGUACCGCAAGGUCGACGGCGUCUGGAAGUUCGCCGGCCUCGCCCCCGAGAUCCGCUGGUCCGAGUACGACUUCGAGGCCGUCUUCGCCGACGGCCGCGACUCGUUCGGCGCCGAGGAGACCAACGGCAAGUCGGACGUCAAGGUCGUCGAGAAGGAGCUCAAGGUUGCCGCCGCUGUUUAAAGUACAAUAUGAUGAGGCUUACAGUAUAGUAUGCACACAUUAAAUGUAAUGAGGAGGAAAUCUCUGAUCACGGGAAUGACGAAACGGGGAAUAUUACCUGGUUGGGAGAGAAACACCUUGUAUGUAACCUGUGAGAUGGAUGUGUACUAUAAGUGGAAUGACUACAGCCAUAUGCAUGACCCC